Messenger RNA from Mollisia scopiformis, 1527 nucleotides. RefSeq names its product general substrate transporter. Gene Ontology annotation, molecular function: carbohydrate:proton symporter activity. Gene Ontology annotation, cellular component: membrane. Gene Ontology annotation, biological process: transmembrane transport; carbohydrate transport. The transcript has 4 exons. The record is from RefSeq and is a predicted model, not a curated record. Lineage: Eukaryota; Fungi; Ascomycota; Leotiomycetes; Helotiales; Mollisiaceae. The coding region runs from base 1 to 1527 and encodes 508 amino acids.
AUGGUUAACCUCAAGCAUCCCUAUGCUUGGCUCUUCUGCGCAUUUGCGGCACUUGGCGCCUGUCUUUAUGGCUACGAUGGCGUCUAUUUCACUGGUGUCACUGCAAUGGAUGUCUUCAUUGAACACUUUGGGACGAAAGGGGCGGAUGGCACCUACGCCAUUUCUUCCUCGCAACUGUCUCUCAUGACAUCGGUCAUCAACAUCGGCGAACUUGUCGGCUCCCUCUCAGCUGCACCGCUUAAUGACUACCUUGGCCGCAAAGGUGUAUUUGCCAUUGCUUCCCUAGUCCUUAUUGUUGGAGUGAUCCUCCAGCUUGCUGCGGAUCACCAAACUGGUAUGAUUAUCGGUGGCCGAAUUCUUCUAGGCUACGGUGUCGGUAACCUAUCUGCGACUUCUCCAUUGUAUAUAGGAGAAAUAGCGCCUACAGCUAUUCGCGGGCAACUCUUGAUGUGCUGGCAACUCGUCCUCUCCGUAUCUCAAAUUAUCGCCGCAGGCAUCAAUCGAGGAACAGAAGGUCUGAAAACCACUACGGCAUACCGUGUACCAAUGGGUGUGCAACUCUUAUUCCCUCUCAUGAUGCUAGCUGGCCUUUGGUGGGUUCCCGAAAGCCCCCGCUGGCUGCUCCGCAAUGGCAAACAAGAAGCUGCUGAAAAUGCUCUAAUUCGCGUCCAUCAUGGUGAAGAAUACACUCCUCACAAUGACAUUCAUGUCUUGCAGAGAGAUCUGGACGAAGAAGCCGAAAUGGCUUCCGAAUCGAAGUGGAUUGAUUUGAUCUGCGAUCCGAUUGAGAGACGAAAGGUGUUGUAUUCUGCUGGUGCCUUGAUCGCACAACAGAUCAAUGGUAUACAAUGGUUUUAUUACUUUGGGACUGUGUUUUCGAAAUCCAUUGGGUUGGAGGAUCCGUUUUUGAUGACUUUGAUUGUUUUUAUUAUCCAAGUGGUAGUUGUCUUCGCUGCCGUCCUUUGCGCCAACAAACUGCCUCGAAGACCUCUCCUUCUCACCACAACGAUAAUGAUGACGAUCUCAAUCUUCUUAGUCGGAUGUCUCGGUAUCCCAGGUGGCACUCCCUCUCCGACAUUCGGCAAAGUCAUCUUCGCAUUCAUCAUAAUAGAGAUCACAGCGUUCAAUUUUGCAUGGGGACCACUUGGAUGGACGAUCGCCUCAGAAAUGGCAGUAGGUCGAAACAGGAACAAGAUCUACGCCAUUGCCGUUGGCUGUUUCUGGAUCACGGUCUGGGCAACGGUCUUCACGCUGCCAUAUCUUUACUACAACGCCAACCUGGGACCGAAGACGGGAUUUGUGUACACGGGACUGUGCUUCAUCUCCCUCUCCUACGUGUAUUUCGGUGUGGGAGAAGUCACUGGUCGCACGAUCGAGGAGAUCAAUGGAUUCUUCAUCCAUGGUAUCCCGGCGAAGAAGUGGAGGGAUCAGCCACGGUUGGAGGAGUAUGCGCAUAAUUCAGACAAGACGGUGGAUGGAGAUGAGGAGAAGAGCUGUGAGACGGUGCAGGUUGAGAAGGGGUUGUAG